UUGAAAGCAGCGGCCGGAAGUAGGUUGUGUGCAGCCGUGUGUUGCUAAUGCAGGGCUAGCUCUGAGGCUGCAGAUGAAGAACAGUUCCUGCUGCAAAAGAAGCGACAGCGGGUCUUUAGCACAGUUUGGCCCGCUUUAAUAAUCGUGUCGGUUUAACACGAACUGGGUCAGCUCACACACCCUGACACGGACACCCGGACACGGAGAGCUGGGGGCAGGAGUGGCGGUUCGCUCAGGUAUCCGGGUUCGUUAGCUUGUUGCGGGGCAGCGGGAUGGAUCUGUUCGACGAUCUGCCGGAACCGACUCAGACCUCCGGUCCUGCUCUAGCACCGCUCACAACUCCACCCCCAACCACCAGAGAAGAAGAGGAGGAGGAGAAAAGGUUGAAACGGAAACGAGAUGAAGCACACAGGGAGGAGGAGGAGGAGGAGGAGGUCAAGAAAGUUUGCAAAGAAGGCCUCCCAGUGCUCAGAGGAUACGUGGCGGCGAGGCGUGGCGAGCGUGAGGAGAUGCAGGACGCUCACGUGCUGCUGCCGGACAUGAGCGGCUGUCUGUCCACGCUGCCAGGAAACGUGUCCCGAGUUUCGUAUUUCGCCGUGUUCGACGGCCAUGGCGGCGCUCGAGCCUCUGGAUUCGCCGCUGAGAACCUCCAUCACACUCUCGCCAAGAAGUUCCCCACAGGAGAUGCUGAAAACGCAGACAAGCUGAUUAAGAGGUGUCUCCUGGACACGUUCAAGCAGACCGACGAAGACUUCCUGAAGAAGGCCUCGAGCCAGAAACCGGCGUGGAAGGACGGCUCCACGGCCACCUGCGUGCUGGUGGUGGACGACAUGGUGUACGUGGCCAACCUGGGAGACAGCAGGGCAGUCAUGUGUCGGAUGGAGGCGGCGGCAGACGGACAGAGGAGGUCGCUGACUCUGGCGCUCAGUAAGGAGCACAACCCGACCAUCUACGAGGAGAGGAUGAGGAUCCAGAGAGCCGGCGGCACCGUCAGGGAUGGCCGCGUGCUCGGUGUCCUGGAGGUGUCUCGCUCCAUCGGGGACGGUCAGUACAAACGCUGUGGCGUCAUUUCGACCCCUGACCUGAGGAGGUGUCAGCUCACGCCCAAUGACAGGUUCCUCAUCCUGGCCUGUGACGGCCUGUUCAAAGUGUUCUCAGCCGACGAAGCCGUGAAGUUCGUCCUCGGCGUCCUCCAGGACGGGAGCAAAGAGAAGGGGGCGGGGCAGAUGGAGGAGGAGCGGCGGUUCGAGGCCGCCUGUCAGCAGCUGGCAAGCGAGGCGGUCAGACGAGGCUGCGCUGACAACGUCACUGUGAUCCUGGUUUCUAUUGGCUACUGAACUCACCGUCCUCAUCUUUGUUUCUGUGUUCUUGCUGCUGUAACGUCCGCUUCUUUUACAAUAAAAAAAUUUAUUUUCCGUCUCCAUCAGCUGA
This is a messenger RNA of Maylandia zebra (zebra mbuna), 1431 nucleotides long. It is a transcript of the gene ilkap, whose product is annotated as integrin-linked kinase-associated serine/threonine phosphatase. Gene Ontology annotation, molecular function: protein serine/threonine phosphatase activity; cation binding. Gene Ontology annotation, biological process: protein dephosphorylation. NCBI's taxonomy places the organism in Eukaryota, Metazoa, Chordata, Actinopteri, Cichliformes, Cichlidae. The record is from RefSeq and is a predicted model, not a curated record.